This is a messenger RNA of Cajanus cajan (pigeon pea), 1890 nucleotides long. Its product is annotated as cold-responsive protein kinase 1. Lineage: Eukaryota; Viridiplantae; Streptophyta; Magnoliopsida; Fabales; Fabaceae. Gene Ontology annotation, biological process: protein phosphorylation. The record is from RefSeq and is a predicted model, not a curated record. Gene Ontology annotation, molecular function: ATP binding; protein kinase activity.
UCAUUGUGAUGGAGAAAUUAAGAGAGAAUCCCUCUCAUUCAUACUUUUUUAUUCAUAACUUAACUAUCAAAGACUAGACAAAUUCUUGAUCUGAAUGUUUGCAUUCGACCGCAUCUGUAUGUUGCCCCCCAAUUGAAAUCUCCGACAAUGUUACUAUUACAUUGUUUCGAUCAAUUCUAUGGGAUUCCCUUAGAAUAGAAUGCUUCUCCAACUUGCUUUUUUGUUUUCCAACAACAAAGAAUCAGUAAAUACUAAACUAGAAGGAAAAACCAUCGGAACAUGGUUGCUGUUGCCAGUUGUUGAACUUAAUCACUUCAUAUUUGGCCAUGGCAAUAUUCACCAACACGGUUCAACCAGAAUGCUUGCUUCUAUUCCCAAGAAUGCCCCGAAGAAUACUCCAAGUCCAAGCAGAGGAGCCUCCUUCAUCCUCUCUGGAUUUAAAUAUCUCCCCGACACACCACGAUGCUGGAAUGUUCUUAUUCCUCGGAGUGAUUGCAGUGAUCAUCAUGUUGCUGAUUCUCGUGUUUAUAUUUUGGAGGCGAGUUAAACGGCCAGCAAAGGAGAUGGAGAACACAGCCGUAGCAAGUAAACAGCAUGAGGUGAUGAAGAUGAUAGUCCCAAACAUACAACAGUCAGGACCAAUGGGGUUCUUUAGCGGAAACCUUAGGACAAUUAGCUACUUUGACUUCCGGACAUUAAGGAGAGCCACUACAAAUUUCCAUCCUCGAAAUCUUCUUGGAAGUGGUGGAUUUGGACCUGUCUAUCAGGGAAAGUUGGCAGAUGGAAGGCUUAUUGCAGUCAAGACAUUGUCUCUUGACAAGUCUCAACAACAAGGAGAAAAAGAAUUUCUGGCAGAAGUGAGAAUGAUCACCAGCAUCCAACACAAAAAUCUGGUUCGCCUUCUCGGAUGUUGCACAGAUGGCUCUCAAAGGAUACUUGUGUACGAAUACAUGAAGAAUAGAAGUUUGGACCUCAUAAUACAUGGGAAGAGUGAUCAAUUUUUGAAUUGGAGAACUAGAUUCCAAAUCAUUCUUGGAGUAGCACGGGGAUUGCAAUACCUCCACGAGGACUCGCAUUUAAGAAUUGUUCACAGAGACAUCAAAGCAAGCAACAUUCUUCUUGACGAGAAGUUUCAGCCGAGGAUUGGAGACUUUGGGCUAGCUAGGUUCUUCCCUGAAGACCAAGCUUACCUUAGCACUCAGUUCGCAGGAACAUUAGGCUAUACAGCUCCUGAGUAUGCUAUUAGAGGAGAAUUAUCCGAAAAGGCAGACAUCUAUAGUUUUGGAGUUCUUGUGCUUGAAAUCAUCAGCUGCAGGAAAAACACAGACCUUACUUUACCAUCAGAAAUGCAGUAUCUCCCUGAAUAUGCAUGGAAACUUUAUGAGAAGUCAAUGUUGAUGGAAAUAGUAGAUCCAAAGCUGCGAGAACAUGGAAUAGUGGAAAAGGAUGUCAUGCAAGCAUUCCACGUGGCCCUGUUAUGCCUUCAGCCACACGCGGACUUAAGACCUGCCAUGUCAGAUAUCGUGGCAAUGUUGACAUUCAAAGUUGAGAUGAUUUCAACACCAAUGAGGCCAGCAUUCCUUGAUCGAAGGCGCGUGAUGGAUGAUGAACACCACUCAUGGGAAGCCGUAUCAGAGGCUUUCACUACUGCAGUGGCAAGUGAUUCUGCAUCCCCACCUAAAGCUCCAAUACUCUAGAGCACAGCUGAUCCCGUCAAAUAAGGAACCAUUUCCUUAAAAGAAUGAACAACAUAAAAGUUCAAAGGUUAUGCAUUUCAUUUGCUUUAGAUGUGUGUAUAUAUUCGGAAAUGAAUCAUGUCAUGUUCAUCCCAAAUUUUGUGUCUUUCUCUUCCUUGGCAGAAAUUGAACAGUAGUUACAAAAAUUAUUAUA